Ambispora leptoticha is the source of this 1491-nucleotide messenger RNA. NCBI's taxonomy places the organism in Eukaryota, Fungi, Glomeromycota, Glomeromycetes, Archaeosporales, Ambisporaceae. The record is from the annotation of a GenBank genome assembly.
AUGUCUUCCAAUAUCGAGAUUGAAUCGCUCAAAGCAAAAUAUGCUGCCGCUGGACAAGAGCAUCUAUUUUCUUUUUACGAUGAACUUGGUCCAGAAGAGCAGAAUUCGUUAUUUGACCAAUUAUCAAAACUUGACGUUGAACGUGUCAACCGUAUUUUUAAAAAAGCCGUUUCAGGCUCCGAAGCAGCUUCCGCGUCGCAACAAGCCAGUCUUGAACCUUUACCAGAUGAAGUUUUUGACUCUGUUCUGGAUGCGGAUGAAGUGAAAAUAAAAAAUUGGGAGACGUUGGGCCUAAAAUUGAUCGCUGAAAAUAAAGUAGCCGUCAUAUUAAUGGCUGGCGGUCAGGGUACUCGUUUAGGUUCGAGUGCACCAAAAGGCUGUUAUGAUAUUCGUUUGCCUUCUGCAAAGUCAUUAUUUCAGCUUCAAGCAGAACGUAUUCUGAGACUUCAAAAGUACGCCCAGGAAACUACUGAGACCGUUUCAAAGGUGAUUAUACCUUGGUAUGUCAUGACCAGUGGCCCAACAAGACCAGCCACCGAAGCAUUCUUCAAGGAACAUAAUUUCUUUGGCCUCCAAGAAGAGAAUGUGAUCUUUUUUGAGCAAGGUACUUUGCCUGCUUUGACCAAUGAUGGUAAAAUAUUUUUGGAAACCAAAUCAAAACUUGCCAUUGCUCCCGAUGGUAAUGGUGGAAUUUAUGCGGCAUUACGUUACGAAGGAGUAUUAGAUUCAUUGAAGACGCGUAAUAUCUCAUAUGUUCACGCUUAUUGCGUCGAUAACUGUUUGGUUCGCGUUGCUGAUCCGGUAUUUAUCGGAUAUUGCGUUUCCAAGAAUGCUGAUUGUGGCGCCAAGGUCGUUCGAAAAUCAUCUCCCGAGGAACCCGUAGGUGUGAUUGCUAUCAAAAACGGAAAAUUUAACGUUGUAGAAUAUAGUGAAAUUGAUCCCGCUAUUGCCGCUACAACAACCCCCAAUGGUCAAUUGGCUUAUCGUGCUGCGAACAUUGCGAAUCAUUUUUACACUGUCGAUUUCCUUAAUCGUGUCGAGUCAUUUGAGAAUGAACUCGAAUAUCACAUUGCCAGAAAGAAGAUCAAGCAUGUUGAUAUUACCACUGGUGAAUUAGUCUCGCCUAGUAAACCCAAUGGAAUGAAACUCGAACUAUUUGUGUUUGACGUGUUUCCAUUCACCGAAAAUAUGGCAGUUUUCGAAGUCGACCGAAAAGAAGAAUUCUCUCCACUCAAGAAUGCCCCAGGCACUGGAGUUGAUGAUCCCGAAACUAGUCGACGCGACAUUAUUAAUCAACAUAUCCGAUUUGUCGAGCGCGCUGGUGGCAAAGUUGUUGCUGGUGACGGGGAAUCUUCAACAGAUCUGUUAAAUUUUGAGAUCUCACCGUUGGUUACAUAUGCUGGUGAAGGAUUAGACGGUUUAAAGAACAUAACAAUCCGUACUCCUGCGGUUAUUGAGACAGUGGCCGAUCUUGACAAAUUAAUUCAUUAA